AUGAUUGAAAUUGUAUCGGAUGGAAACCAAACCGAUAUUAUUAAUAAUAACGGGUGCAACGACCAACCUGUGAUUAGUAGAUCAGUGAUUCCAACUCCACCACCACUUCCACCGGUUUCCAAAGUAAAUUUUACAUUUAAAUGCAAUGGUAAAAGAAAUACCAAGAAUGAAUCAUUAGCAUCAACAACAACUACAACAACAACAACAACAACAACAUUGACAUCAACUCCAGAGAAUAGAAAAAAUAGUUUUGAUAGUUUUCUGAGUGGUCUUCAUCUUGGUUGUAUUUUAAAAGAGAGAGAUUUAUUGAAUAAUUUUCCAAUGGAUUCCGAUAUUUUCUGGUCCGAUGAUUUCCUUGAUAACAGAGAUUCCAACUAUCAGCAUAUAAAGCAACAAACUACCAUUACAACUACAACAUCAUCGAUAUCGACUUCCACCAUUGGCAUAGAGUUGUCCGAUACCAGUGCGACAAAUACUAGUUGUUGCAGUAGUAGCAGUAGUGUUAAUAGUAGUCCAGCGGUGGAAGACGAUACCUCCUACCAAGCCAAAGGUGGAGAGUGUCCAAUUUGUUUGGACACCUACGAUGUCAUGGUUGAAUUUCCCGUCUGUAAUCAUACCUAUUGUUUAUCUUGUACAGAGUCUCAUCUUCGUGAGCAAGUUUGGAGGUUCAAAGGAAAGAAGCUUUCCUGUCCCGAUCCAAAAUGUAACCAUUCUCUUUUAAGUGAUGAAAAGUUUAAUUCAAAGUUUUUAGAUAAAGUAUCACACGAUAAAUUGGAAUUAUAUAAAGUUAUCAAUAACAAGCUGUUUGGUGAUAAGAAUAUUAUAUUCUGUCUGAGUUGUUUUCAUCCAUUAAGCAAACCGAGUGGGACAGAUAUGACUAUUAUCUGUGACAAUUCCGAGUGUAAAUUAGAGUUGUGUUAUGAAUGCGCCACAGAAUCACAUCAUGGAAUGACAUGCGAAGAGAACAAGAAAUAUAUAUUCGAUACACUAUCGGAAGACGAAAAGAAAUCACUGAAAUAUUUAGAAGCGGAGCAGUACAAAGCCUGUCCAAAAUGCGGAAUAACCACCUACAAAGAAGAUGGUUGUGAAUAUGUAUAUUGUUUAGCAUGUGGUCAUCAAUUUUGUUAUUUUUGUUUGGAACCUCAUGAUCAUAAUUUAUCGACACAUGUACACGGUCCGAAAUAUGUUGCACCGAAAUACGAUAACUAUUACAACUAUGCAUAUCAUCAAAGGCGUGGAUUCUUCCAGCGACACUACAAGAUCAAGCAUGCAGCCACCUGUUUUGCACUGGGUGUUGGUGCGGUCAUCGUGGGUCCACCGGUGAUCGUGGUUGGAGCGAUUCCCUAUGCAACCUAUCGAUUGGCAACUCACAUCCGAAAGGUAAUGAAACAGAGAAAGCUCACACAAAAGAAGUGUAAUUUCGACAAUUGGGUACUCGAAGAAAAGAAGAGAAGAGAAGCGUUGGGUCUCGAAGUUUCUGAUUACAUCAAUGAAAACUAUAACAAAUUAAAUGUAAAAUCAACAUAG
Messenger RNA from Heterostelium album PN500, 1527 nucleotides. Its product is annotated as RBR family RING finger protein. The record is from RefSeq and is a predicted model, not a curated record. Lineage: Eukaryota; Evosea; Eumycetozoa; Acytosteliales; Acytosteliaceae. Gene Ontology annotation, biological process: protein polyubiquitination; positive regulation of proteasomal ubiquitin-dependent protein catabolic process; ubiquitin-dependent protein catabolic process. Gene Ontology annotation, molecular function: ubiquitin conjugating enzyme binding; ubiquitin protein ligase activity; zinc ion binding. Bases 1 to 1527 code for a protein of 508 amino acids. Gene Ontology annotation, cellular component: cytoplasm; ubiquitin ligase complex. The transcript is spliced from 3 exons.